AACUAUUAGAAUCUGUCUAUGGAUCAUUGCAUUCGUUAACUGUCCUCAACUAUAUCGGUCGCUUGGACUAUACUACAGUCGUUAUCUCUCCAACAAGAUGGCAUCCAAAUUCAUCGAAAUCCUCGACGAAAACCGCUCCAACCCACUCUCCCACCACCACCACCGCUCCUCCAACUGGGACGUCAAACUCGAAGACGUCCUAGCCGAUCAGGAAGCUACCAUCCACAACAACCAACAUCGACGAUCCCGAUCUCGAUCCCGUUCUUCUACACGAUCAUCCUCAUUCCGGAAGAGUCAUGAAUAUAGCCGUGGCAGCAACAAUAAUAAUCAGCCGCGAUUAUCGAUGAAAUUCGUCAGCUUCGUCGUCACCGACGUCGCCGACUUCACCGGUGCCGAGAAUAAGAGAUUGAGAAAGUUUACGUUGACGGGUGGAUUUGGACGGUAGUCUGUCUUCCGUCUCAUGGCUCCUGGAUGAGCUAUACUGCAACAUGGCGGAUGCUAUAAUACAUCAAUCUGGGAUCUGGAUAGUCAGCGUUGAUUCACGAAGGAAUGAACGAUCAAACUGCGACGAGGUUCGGUUAUUAUUUUCUGGGUUUGUCGAGUCUAAAAGAUUUUUGAGUUGACGAUACGAAGUGAUGCUUUUUUUUCCCAUGUUUAUGGCACGAUCAGAUACCCGGUUUGGUAGUUGUUCCGAUAGGAAUAGAAUCAAUUUCAAAAGAGCCAACGAAAAGAAUAACUGUAUAU
Molecule: messenger RNA, 744 nt
Organism: Talaromyces stipitatus ATCC 10500
Lineage: Eukaryota; Fungi; Ascomycota; Eurotiomycetes; Eurotiales; Trichocomaceae
Exons: 3
Coding region: 98-445 (115 amino acids)
Source: RefSeq, a predicted model, not a curated record